AUGAUUAUUAUUCUAGAGAAUUUUCCAUGCAUUGUAAUGCAACUUCAAAACAGUUUAAAUUUAAAUUUAUUGUUCCAAAGAACAUUAAAACUGGUAAUGUUAGCACAAUUUCAUUUGAUUCUUUGGGAAGUAAUAGUUAUACAAAAGUUUUGCAUUACCUUCUGCAUAUCAGUUAAGAGUUGCUUAAUCAAAAAGCAGAUGAAUAUAUUGAAAAAAGCUUUUUUUAGAGAUGCAAGUUUAAUUAUUUUACUAUACGAAAAGAAAAAAGAACAGCUACACAUGUUUGAUUUAGUAGAAUGUGCACACUAUUUAGAUAAUACAGAAGCAUUGGAGUAUUUCCUAUCAAUGAAUGUACAAACAUUUUUACCAAACUACACAAUUAAUAAAAAAAUAAAUAUCAUAGAACCAUAUAAUAUCAAUAUCAAUAAUAUCAAUAACAAUAAUAACACAACAUCAGCUUCAUCAUCAUCAUCAUCAUUCAGUUUAAACAAUAGUAAUAAUAAUAAUUAUACAACAACAGUAGCAUUAGCAUUCCGUUUAAAAAAUAGUUAUAGUAACAAUAAUACAACAACAGCAGCACCAGAACCUACAACAUUCAGUUUAAAAAAUAGUAAUAGUAACUAUAAUUUAAAUAGUAGUAUUAGUGAAUAUAUCAAUCUAAAUAAUAACAGUACCAGUUUGGCCCGAAGCGCAAGUUGUAGUAGUAUAAGCAGUUGUAAUAGUAAUGAUAGCAAUGGGAGUAGCAGUAGUAGUGGUUGCAACAAUAAAAACAGUAAUGGCUUUUUAAUUAAUAAUAGUAAUAUAACACUUCCACCAUCAUCAUAUAGAAAUUUAAAUAAAGAAAAAUUUAAUUUAAGAGGAAUUUAA
Molecule: messenger RNA, 867 nt
Organism: Dictyostelium purpureum
Lineage: Eukaryota; Evosea; Eumycetozoa; Dictyosteliales; Dictyosteliaceae
Exons: 3
Coding region: 1-867 (288 amino acids)
Source: RefSeq, a predicted model, not a curated record